UACGUUGCAUGGCACGUGUCAGCUAUUGGUGUAUGAAUGGUAUAAAAUAGGCAGCACCGCAUAGGGAAGACCAAACGAAUUCAAAGGAUCUUCUAAAGAAGUACAAGACGGUUCUCUACUAUCAUUGUGCAACAGGUUAAAACUCUAUUUCGUUGGCAAAUUAAAAUGAAUCUACUACAAGGUUGGUUUUCGGUGCUAUUUAUCGUUGAAUUUUCGGAAUUUCAAGGAAAACAUGGCUUUUUCUCGCAAGCUCUUCUCAAGGGCGAAGUGAUUGAAACUAUGUCACAGGCAAAGUUUGUAGCUGGAAUCCAAGUCCCCACAAACCAUCCAAAUGAUGCCAAUACAAAAAUGAUGAAUGUUUGUACCGCAUUUAUUCUGUCGAAAACGGAAAUUAUCACGAAUGCCCAUUGUGUGUAUGACGCCCCAUAUGUUCAUGUGGUAGCUGGUACGAAAGUUGUAUCAGAUGCAAACCAGAAAAUUAAAAUCAAAGUCGAAAAAGAGAACGUUGCAUAUCACCCUUAUUUUAGUCAUUUAAUUUUUGGUGCAUUUGAUAUUGCCAAAAUUACACUGAAAACGCCGUUAAAAUUCAGCGAUACCGUUGGUAGUAUCGAACUCGUGGAUAAGGAUUACAAAUUGAAUAACCCAUCAGAAUUGGUCACUGCCUAUGGAUAUGGCGUGUUGAACAAUAUCAGACCAUUGAUAUUGAGGCGUUGCGAUGCGAACUAUAUGUCUGAUGUCGAACGAGCCAACACAUUUAAUCCAAGUCAUAUUUUGUACUUUACAACUGGUGAAGCUACGAAUGAUGGCGAAAUUAUAACAGGUGGCGAUUCGGGUGGACCAGUCGUUUCAAAAACAAAUGGCAAAAUCGUGGGCAUAACAAUGGGUAUAAAUGGGACAACAGCUGGCCGCGGAAUGUUCCUUCCAAUUACUCUAUUCCUUGAUUUUAUUCGUGACCCAAAGAGCGUGAAACCAAUUCCACCUCCGCUUACACCUAACGAAGCUAAAUUUAUUGCCGAUAUAACGGUACCGGGAAAAUUUCUUACUGCUUACAAAAAAGAUUUUGCCGAUGCUGACGAAAAUGUUCAACUAAAAUUCCAUGCAAUCAUUUUGUCGAAAACGGAGAUUUUGACCUGUGCGCAUGGUGUGCUCGGCGCCCCAUAUGUCUACGUGACCGUUAAUAAACUAUCAAGAAAUGCGACACAACUCAAAGUCACUGAAGACCAGAUAGAAAUUCAUGAGAAAUACGACGCAUUGUCUGGAUUCGCAUUUGACGUUGCCAAGUGUCUAUGA
Messenger RNA from Sitodiplosis mosellana (orange wheat blossom midge), 1290 nucleotides. Its product is annotated as serine protease 3-like. Gene Ontology annotation, molecular function: serine-type endopeptidase activity. Bases 166 to 1290 code for a protein of 374 amino acids. Gene Ontology annotation, biological process: proteolysis. Lineage: Eukaryota; Metazoa; Arthropoda; Insecta; Diptera; Cecidomyiidae. The record is from RefSeq and is a predicted model, not a curated record. The transcript has 6 exons.